AGUCGAAUAAGUAAAACGAGUUGAGUAAAAAUCUUCAGCUAUACCAGUCGAGGUUUAGACGGCUUGGGUUGGUUUAUUUACACCCUAUACAGGUACCCUAUACCUUGUACAACUGGGUUAGAAUGAAGAGCUUCGUACUGGUGUGUUUGGUGUUGGUGGUGGGGCUGGAUCGUUGGUCGCCGGUAGCAGCCACGAAUUACGAAGAUAUGGACAUCGACACCUUCAUUGAUAGCAAGAUGAAAGAGAUGCAUGCGCGAAUACAGCGAGCAGCUUUGGAGAUUCAGGAGUCUCACUACGAGGCUAAUGAAAUGCGGAGGAGGAAGAGAAGUGCCGACCCGAACGACGCUGACUACUUUCACAGCUACAUCCUCGACACGAAAUACGGCAACAGACAGGAAUUGGAGAUUGAGAACAGCACUCAGUUGCUAAAGACCACAGCCGUCAGCGGGAUGGCGUUCACGGCUUCAGUUUGCUUCGAGCAAGAGGGAUUAUCGGGGAUUAUCAUUACGCCCACACAAGAUUAUCCCAUUCUGUACGAACUCGACUCAAACUUGACGGAGAUAACCCACCAGUCUCAGAUUUCCAGUAUUGGUAUGCGAGUGGUGGAGGUAUUUUCUGCUGGAACGACGACCAAUAACUACGUGCUGUUCACUAACGACACCACAGUGCAAGUUGUCCAACUGUCGCUGCCAGCCACACAUCUACUAACCUCCGACUUCCAAAGUUUGGUGGCCCAGAACAUUGUGCAAGCAAACUUCUUCGCUUUGACACCAGGGGAAGGAUUCCUGGCCAUCGCUAUGAGUGCUUCUACCUCCAGCCCGCUCUACAAGUUUACCGAAAUGGGUUAUCCUCAUCUAUCCUUGUACGCGCUCGUCCCAUCCACCAACGCUAAAGACAUCACCGUGUUCCGGAUUCACAAGACCAUAUAUGUGGCUGUCGCCAAUGGCAACGACGAUGAAGGGAACGCCAUCAAUAGCAUGGUGUACUAUUACAGCACUGAUACGGAUAGCAUGGAGAAAUAUCAAACGCUACCGUCAUCGACAGUGACAAAUAUUGAGAGGUUUACUAUCGGACUGAGCACCUACCUGGCUCUCUCCACCUCAACUUCUGUCGAUAUUUACAAGUGGAAUGGUCUCAGUUUCGUCACCAUACAGACGCUAAACGUCGCUAACGUGAUGAGCGUGCGCGCGAUGAGCGACGACCAGCUGUGGGGCGACAUGCUCCUCCUGGGAAUCAUGCACGGCACAGCCGACAACAACAUCAUCAGCUUCUACAGACACAAGUCCAGCGUCGCGCCCUCGCAGUCCUUCCAGGUUAUAUACGAGCUGACGAUCGGUCCCACGGGAUCGUUCGACUCGUGCACGAUGCACGGCCGCCGGGUUGCUGUCGUGUGCACGGGAGAGGACCACUGCACUCUACAUGACCUCAACGUUCGCGUGAAGGACUUGCAGGAUCCGAUGAUGACGCAGGCUCUCCGCGUCAGCCACGAGCUCGAUCUCAUAGAGGCGAACCUGACAGAACACGAUGAGCACGUGACGACCAGCAGAGCCAAGUUCGAUGAUGCACUGAGAACAGAUACGAAUCAGACGAUAUCAGCAGUGACGAAGGUCAUCACGGGAGAUUUGACCGUUAAUACGAUAUUAAGAGCAGACUCUAUGAACGUUACGAGCGGAAAUGUCGUGAUAAAUAACGAAGCAAGGCCGCUGAGUGAUUUCGUGGUUAACUUCCACGAUGUCAAGGAACAGGGGACAGCCCAGGCUGCUGUUAUCGCGAACCUUACAACCACCAUUUCUGAUUCUCUUUUGCUUGAUGGAGCUUCGCAGACUGUGACCAGCUCAAAUGUAGUGUUUACUGGUGCAGUUGACAUUAACGGCAAUUUGACCGCGACAGACCUGAUGGUUUCCACCAUAAAUUCCGUCGACAUCAGCCAAUUAAACACCGAUGCCAUCACAACUGAAAGCACCGGCGUCAUAGGUGGUAAGAAGAUCUUCACGGGAACCGUUGAUAUCACCGGAAACGUGGAUCACCUGGAUCGCUUCACGGGAGUAGGACUUCCUGCUGGGGGAGUGGACCCGGAAACGGAAAUAGUUCUCACAGACACGCUCCAGAACAUUACCGCACAAAAAAGGUUUACUGCACCGGUGACAGUUGCUGGCAACGUUGGGAUUGAGGGGACGGUUAACGGUAUCGAUAUCUCUAGCGAAACCAUACUGUUGACGGGAGGCACGUUCACAGGUUCUCCGACAUUCGACACGCUGGAUGUGACCGGGAGCGUCACCUUCCCGGAGAACGGCACCGUUCAAGGCCUCUACCUCCACAUGCUCGAGCCCCGCGUGCUGCGAAAGUCGGGCGACCAAACAAUUGCAGAUACCAAGACGUUUAGUGGAACCGUCACCGUUAACAAUGGUGUGGACAUCAGCGGGGACAUCAAUUCGAUUGACGUCUCCGACCUUAACGAUAACACGGUGAGACUGAACGUGACGUCACAGAUCACCGGCACAAAGAGGUUCACGGCUGCCGCUUCCGUCACUGGAGAUAUCGUUGUCGCUGGCCAGACCACCGUGAAGGGGAUCGCCAUUGAUGACGUCAUGUCCACGACUGCCGAUCAGCACAUCACUGGCUCUAAGACGUUUGCGUCUGCCGUGACACUAUCGGGAACAGCUGUAAUGGCCGACUCGGUCACCGUGGAUGGCUACGAUCUAAGCGAGGAAGCCGUAACUCUCACUGGUAAUCAAACUAUCAGUGGGAUUAAGACCUUCACGGAUGGCAUUAGCGUGCCGGGAGACAUGACCGUAGCAGGAAUGGUGGAUGGUGUGAGUCUGACGUCAGAGCUAGACGCGCGCAUCGUGAAGCUGUCCUCUGCGCAGACGAUCACAGCUCCAAUGACAUUCCACGAUCAAAUAGUAAUUCAGAAUGACCUGCAGAGCGAUGACAUCAACGGCAUCGAUCUGAGUGCAGUCGAGGCGGACACUAUAUACGCUUCCGAUUCCGCCGCUACCGUGACGGGAACGAAGGCCUUUGCCGGCAAUCUGAACAUAGCUGCACUGCAAGCUCUCGGACCGGUCAACUCGUUGAACAUUCCCGGUGACUUCCUAGAUGUCACUACCAAUCAGACGGUGACAGGCGUUAAGACGUUUAACCUGGUAAAUGCACUGAAAAAUAUCAACGUCUUCGGUACUGUGGACGGCGUCGACAUUACUAACUUCACCGAUGAAGUUGUCACUCUGUCCACUGAACAGACCAUCAGUGGAGUUAAGACAUUCACAACAGAUCAGACCGUUAAUGGUGCCAUGGAUGUAAGCGGACUUCUCAAUGGAAUAGACAUAAAUCAGAUCGUGACCAAGGUCAAUCCUCUCGACAUCACAGGAACAAAGACGUUCGCUGCGCCGAUGUCAGCAGCAAGCAUAGCGGUGAACCUCACCAUCACCACAUCCGGUACUGUGGACGGAGUUGACAUUGCUGAACUAGCAGCAAACAAAGUUACUCUGAGCACUGCGCAGGACCUGUACGGAGAGUACACCUUUGCGAAUCAGGUCAGCGUGUUGGGGAACCUAGACAUCGAUGGAAUGGUCAAUGGUGUCGACAUGGACGUGUUUGCGCCAUCAGUGAUGACCAAGUCCACUUCACAAACCCUCACCGGAUCUAAUACGUUUACUGAUGUGACAACAACGAACAAUGUAACACUGGGAAGUGGUAUCAAUGGCGUAGAUCUUUCUCUAUUGGCGAGCGAAUCUAUGUUCCUGGAUGUUGACAACAUCAUCAGCAAAGUUACGACUUUCAGUGAGAGCGUUACGAUGACAGGUGGCAUUACUGUGAAUGGAAACAUAGAUGGAGUCGAUCUAACGGCUCUAGCAGCUGACGCCGUCCUGAGAAACACCACGGACAACCAGGUCGUGACUGGUGAUACGGUAUUGGUUGCGUUUACGGCCGAUGAAGAUAUCAAUGCGACAACGGUUAAUGGCAUUUCCAUCAAAAACCAGCUAAUGACAAAAUCCGGAACACAGAACAUUGGAGGCGCUAACACAUUUGGUGACGUUGCCGUGCAACAAAACCUGCUUGCCGAUGGCACUUCUACCAUCAAUGGCAUCGACGUUGGGGACCUUGAUACAUCAGUGGUGAAAAAGAACAGCCUAAAUGUCAUUUCUGCACCAAUCACAUUCAACAAUAGGGCCAUAUUUACCUCGGACUUGCCGUUAACUGCUGAUACCUUGAUCAACGGCAAGGACCUGGUAUCCAUGGUAGAAGACGCUGUGUACGUUGACACGAAUGCCACCAUAACUGCCGACACGACAUUCACUGGCGAUGUCGUCCAUCUGAAAAAGGUGAUCGUUAUUAAUAACACUAAUUCCAAAGAUUUGUCUGCCGUCAACGACGAUGCAAUGAAGCUCGACGAGAUUCAGACUGUCACCGGUACAAAGACGUUCACCAGUGACCUGUGGGUUUACGGCAAUCUGGACAUCGCGGGAGACCUUGUCACCAGCGGACUAAUUGCCGGUGUUAACGUCAGCCAAAUGGCGACAGAUGCUGUCUACAUAGACCGCAAUGCGACGAUAGCUGGUGUGAAGACGUUUGAAAAUACGCUGACGGUGGAAGGCGACAUAUCCGUCGCAACGACAGUCAACGAUGUGAAACUAUCUGACCAAGUUAUCACCCUGGAUGGCCCCACCAACAUCACCGGUUUGAAGAGUUUCUCUAGCGUUCACGUAACUGGGGACAUAAGCUUAUCCGGAGCGUCUGGCACAGUGAACGGCUUUGAUAUCGCAGCGUUGGAGGCAGACACGCUGAAGACGUACGGAAACCAAACUAUAUCCGGAGCCAAGACAUUUUUGGCUGACGCCGUAUUUAGAAGUGCCGUAAGCGUUGAUGCGACCGUAGAUGGUAUCAACCUUAGCGCCGAUGCCGUGUCUCUAGAUGGCACCUACAGCUUCGAUGGCAGCAAGACCUUCACGAAUGCGGUCACCGUCAACAACAACCUCAUUGUCACCGGUAACGUCAUUGACCGGGACUUUGCGACGCAACUUUCAAAGGUUGUCUUCCGAGAUUCGCCGCAAACCGUAAUCGCUACCUGGGAUUUCAGCCAGAAUUUCUUCUUCGAAGAGCCUGUCACCUUUGACGCCAACGUGACCAUCAGCGGUCUCAUUGACUCCGUCCAAAUCCAGGAUUUGCACAAUUUGGUCUAUCAACUGGAUACGACAAUACAGCUGAACAAACCCGAUUUGCAAUCGGAAACAAAGAAUCAAUGCAACGCAGUCAACGACCUGUAUAGCAACGUGCUAAAUACCUAUUACGAGCUGGAUUAUUUCAACAUCAUGCAAGAUUUGCCCUCUGCUACCGCCUUCCAAAGCUACGUCGACACGAACGGAACCACCAAGGUGCUGAUGGCUAGAGGAGAGUGGGGACAGUGUUCGAUGGCGCGGGAAUACGUGUUCGACACUGACACGUCUCAGUUGACAUCACCUGUCGACCUGCCCUUUGGAGGAGGAGCUACGUCCGAAUUCGAAACGUUUAUGUGGAACGGCAAACCUCACGCUAUCGUAGUGGACAUUGGCUCAGAUAGCUGCGUGAAUGUUCCAGAGGCUGUCGGCACGGUGAUGGUAGACCUGGAGACGCGCGAGAUCGUUGCCGUACUGAGCACGGAGUCGUCGAUCAGCGACGUAGCACUGACGAUCUUCGGCGGUACCCUGUACGUCGUCGCCGGCACGAUGUCGGAUGAAAGCACGACGAACCUCUACAAACUGGUGGGCGGAGUCUUCACGAUCCACCAGAGUUUCGCCAUCAAUGGUGUCAGCUCGGUGGCGCUGUACGAGCAUCUAGGAGAGGUCUACCUUGCCAUCGCCGACUCACGUAUGCAACUGACCACAGAAUCCAUCGUCUACAAAUGGAAUGCCUAUGACGAGGAGUUUGGCGAAAUGCAGCGAGUGCUGGCGCCAACGUGCAGUGACGUCAGCUUUGCUCCUUUCGGCGUAGACCUUUUCUUGUUGUUUGCGUUGUAUGGAGGCGACGUCGGAAAGCAGGUUAAGGUGUAUCAGUUGGACCUGUACACCGGGGAAUUCAAAUGGAACAACAAGAUACCGUUUGCGAGUCCGAUAGACUUAGAGGUCAUCAGCAUCGGUAGGAAACCCGAGCUGCUGCUCACCGUGGUCGAAGACGAUCUACAGGUGGUCGUCUACAAGUAUUCAGGUUCGAGUAACUUCGUAGAGGCACUAGUGAUACACGCUAACGGCGUACACACCGUCCACCAGUUUAUCAAGGAAGCGCAGGUCUACAUGCUGGUCGCCAGCCCUCGAUCAACCUCAUCCCUACAGCGUGGUUCGAUGGUCGGUGUCUACCCGAAGAAGGAGGUGCUAGACUUGGUGUGCGACGCCUUAUAAUGCGAAUGUUCGAUGCCAGGAUAUUGUAAUAGCGUAAUAUUGUAAUUCGUCUAAAUUGUUGUUGGAUAUUACGAGUGAUAUAUUAAAUAUAAAAAAGCUGUAUUUAAAAUUUAUGUUAAAA
Molecule: messenger RNA, 6492 nt
Organism: Priapulus caudatus
Lineage: Eukaryota; Metazoa; Priapulida; Priapulimorpha; Priapulimorphida; Priapulidae
Exons: 44
Coding region: 123-6371 (2082 amino acids)
Cellular component (GO): cell surface
Molecular function (GO): heparin binding
Source: RefSeq, a predicted model, not a curated record